Molecule: messenger RNA, 2447 nt
Organism: Mugil cephalus (flathead mullet)
Lineage: Eukaryota; Metazoa; Chordata; Actinopteri; Mugiliformes; Mugilidae
Product: fibrous sheath CABYR-binding protein
Exons: 2
Coding region: 225-1862 (545 amino acids)
Source: RefSeq, a predicted model, not a curated record
GGCUGGACUGUGAUAGCGACAGAUGUCGAGAAAACCGUGAGGGGCUCCACUACUCGGUUACUACACAGUCCCAGGCUGCACCUCGGAGGGAGAGCAGGGGCGGAAUCUGCAGCUGUCACUCCAGAAGAGUUUUUUUUUUCACCUCCAUUAUCACAUCCAGACGGAGACUAGGGGGAAAAAAAGAAGCUUCCAACUGAGCACUCUCUAGAAAUACAGGAGCCAUCAUGGGAGGCAAACUGAGCAAGAAAAAGAAAGGAUAUGAUGUGAGCGACCCCAAAGACAGGAAGGAUGAGACCGCAGCAACAACUACUACUGCUGCAGAGGAGCCCGCUAAAGUGGAAGAUGGAGCCCCACCCACAGGAGCAGACAAAGUGGUGGUGGAGGAAACUGCUGCGUCAAUAGUGGCCGCGGAAACUGAAGCGGUCAAAGCUGCAGAAGAACCCAAAUCCGCACCUCCAGAAGAACCGGCUCCUGCAGCUGCAGUGGAGGCUGCUCAAGAACAGGAAUCCGCAGCAGUGGAGGCAGCUCCGGUUGCAGAGGAACCAGCUGCAGCAGAACCAGUGGAACCAGCUGCAGCAUCGAAAGAACCAGCUGUAGCAGCAGUGGAGGCUACUCCGGUUGCAGAGGAACCACCUGCAGCACCAGUGGAAACAGCUCCAGUUGCAGAGGAACCACCUGCAGCAGCAGUGGAGGCUGCUCCAGUUGUAAAAGAAGCAGUUGCAGAGGCAGAGAAACCUGCUCCAGAAAUAGAAGAGCCAGUGGUUGCAGCAGAGGAAUCUGCUCCAGUAGCAGAAGAACCUGUGCCAGUUGUGGCUAAACCUGAGCCUGCACCCGAAGAACCAAUUGUAGAAGAACAAGUUGCAGCCGUAGAAUCUGUGCCAGAACCAGAGGUUACCAAACAAGAGGCAGCACCUGAGGCCCUAGAGCCAGAGCCCAUCCCUGUGACUGUUACUGAGCCUGAAGCCACUGUGGAGGAAACAGUGGUGCCGCCUGCUGCCGAACCCGAGACCGAGGCGGUGGCUGAGCCCGAACCAGUGCAGGAGCUAGCUGCAGAACCAUCUCAAACCCUCGAGGCUGAGCCUGAGCUUGCAGCAGACACUAAGGAGGAGCCAGAACAAGUACCAGAGCCAGAACUAAAAGAGGAACAACAGCCAGAGUCAGUGGAAGCCACUGGACCGGAGCCCGAACAAGAGCAAGUCUCAGAGCCGGAGCUAGAACAACCACCAGAGCCAGAACAGCAGCAAGCAGAUCAGCCAGAGCCUGAGCAAAAGGCAGCGGCAGUGGAACCUGCAGCGGAGGAAGAAGUGGAAGAAACUCAACCAGAAUCAAUUGCAGCCACAUCUGAUGUUACUGAACUUGAGACUGUGGAAGCAGAAGCCUCGGCGGUCUCGGAGGCUGCAGCAGUAGAAGUCCCCGCUGAAAAUGAACCUGCGAAAGAGGAGGAAGAGUCUAACACUGAAGCUGCAGGUGAGCCAGGAGCAUCAGAAUCGGUCCCUGAGAUUGUCAUCUCAGAGUCCACCUCUGCCGGCAAAAUCGCUGCAGAACCUGCGGAGGAGGUGCCGAGCCCAGAGCCGGAGGCGGAAACCAAGCUGGAAAACGGAGACGUGGAGAACCCUUCGGUUACAAAUGAUGUGGCAGAGGUUGAUGCACUUCCAGCUGUGAACGGAGAGUGCAGAGGUCCCGAUGACGCCACACAGGCGGAGGUAUGUGUUAAUGGGAAUGAAAAACCAGAGGAGACACCUAUCAAGGAGCAGAAUGACUUUGAACUGAAAAAGGACAUGAGUGGGGAUGUCCCGGAAGUUCCCGACGCAGUCGCAGACAUGGUGGAGGCUCUCGGCACUGAGGUCACCCAGGCAGUCUGAAAAGAAGCCAUAUUUAACCAGUGUGAAAUCAGUUCGAUCCCCAGACGGUGCAAGAAAGCAAUCAAGGUUAUCCCGAACACAGUCAGGCUUUCUGGAAAGCUGUAACCACUGCAAUGUCUUUAGUGGUAACUCAGGCUAAAGGAUGCUUCCUCUUGAGUAACCAAAAAGAAAAACCUCUUAAAGGUAGAAAGAGUCAGACAGACAGGCAGAGAUUGAUGGCAAGUGAAAUGGAAGCAAAGGAAACAAGAUUUGAGAUUGGAUUUGAGUGCAGACAGACAGAGAAGCUGGAAAAGCAUGACAAAAAAAAAAAAAAAAGUAAAUAAGAUAAAAUACCAGACAGCGAAUGCGACAUUAACGAAUGAAAUAAAUAAAUCUGUCUGUGCGAGAGGUCGAUGAAUAAUACAAAGCGGUUUAUUGGAAAAGCAUUCAUCAGUAGUAUAUGACUUGAUUUAGAAUUUCAUAUAUCCUUUCUAUUAUUAUAUAUAUGCAGAGACAUGACAUCAGUGUUUUGGCCUUUUAUAAUAAUGGACUGUUAAUUUUAAACUGAUUGUUCAGAAUAGAGAAUAAAAAGAGAUUGUUAUAGUC